Apis florea (little honeybee) is the source of this 1060-nucleotide messenger RNA. RefSeq names its product autophagy-related protein 16. Gene Ontology annotation, molecular function: protein binding; protein-membrane adaptor activity. The record is from RefSeq and is a predicted model, not a curated record. Gene Ontology annotation, cellular component: Atg12-Atg5-Atg16 complex; phagophore assembly site membrane; autophagosome membrane. Gene Ontology annotation, biological process: autophagosome assembly. NCBI's taxonomy places the organism in Eukaryota, Metazoa, Arthropoda, Insecta, Hymenoptera, Apidae.
CAUUUUAACUUAUGGGUAAAAAAUUCAGUUUUGUACUAAUUUAUCUAUGAUAUUUAUCUAUGACGUAGUUAAUUAUCAAAGAGAGGUUAUUUGAAAAAAUUUUAUCAUCUGUUAUCGACUUAACUGAACUUAUAUUUAUAUAUUGAACUCUCGCAAACAGAAUAAAUCGACAUUUUGAAUAACCGGCAAUUUCAGGGUAGCAGUGUAGUGUUUGGUAUACUUAGGUUAGAAUAGCUAUUUUCAUAAUUAAAAAUAUUCGUGAUAAAUCUGAAUGUCAUGUGAUUAGUACGACAUUUUUCGAUGUUAAUAGUGAUUAAUAUUCGAAUGAAAGUUUAUUGAUCUAAAAUAUAUUUUUCGUGGUGAUACAGUAUAUGUCCAAGGUUGUCAAAAUAUCUACCAACUGUUCUUCUGUCAAAUGAUUUUUAUACGACUUUGAUAAAAAAAGAUAAAUAACUUAAAUUGCAACAAUAUUAACGAUAUUUCAUGCAUUGAAAAUGGCCGCGAGUGAACCAGGUGUAUCAUUACUUUCUAGAGAAGAUAAUAAGUGGAGAAAAGAUUUAAUUUUUCAAUUACAAGAAAGGAACAAGAGACAAACAUAUUGUUUUGCAGAUCUUAUUAGUUUACAUAAUAGAUUGUUUGAAAGUGCAAAUACAUUACGUGGAGAAAAUAUUCAGCUAACUAUAGCAAAUGAAACUCUCCGUCGUGAAGCAGCAAGUGGGACUCCUGGUUUAAGUGUAAAUGCUGAUCUUGAAGCUCGCCUUCUAAAGCAAGCAGAAGAAUUAGCAACAUUACAUAAAAGAAAAGGAGAACAUACACAACAAAUAGUAGAUCUCAAUAAUAAAUUACAAGAAAUGAUGAAAGAACUUCAAGUCAAGGAAACAAGUCUUGCAGAAAGUAUAGAGCUUAAUACAAAUUUACGUUUAGUAUCUAAAUGCCUUAACAAAGAGAAAGAAUUGGAAAGCAUUAAUCAAAUGUUAAAAGAUGAGCAUCAAGCUUUGCAACUUGCUUUUGCAUCUUUAGAAGAAAAGCUUAGAAAAACACAGGUAUUAUUGCAAUAAUA